Molecule: messenger RNA, 2110 nt
Organism: Acomys russatus (golden spiny mouse)
Lineage: Eukaryota; Metazoa; Chordata; Mammalia; Rodentia; Muridae
Gene: Slc13a3
Product: solute carrier family 13 member 3
Exons: 13
Coding region: 57-1859 (600 amino acids)
Biological process (GO): monoatomic anion transmembrane transport; citrate transport
Cellular component (GO): membrane
Molecular function (GO): succinate transmembrane transporter activity; sodium:dicarboxylate symporter activity; citrate transmembrane transporter activity
Source: RefSeq, a predicted model, not a curated record
CCUUGCCGGCCCCGCAAGGGGCAGUCGGGCCUCUCGGGUCUCCGGCGAUCGCGCGGAUGGCGGCGCUAGCGGCGCUGGCCAAGAAGGUGUGGAGCGCGCGGCGCCUGCUGGUGCUGCUGCUGGUGCCACUGGCUCUGCUGCCCGUGCUCUUCGCCCUGCCGCCCAAGGAAGGCCGCUGCCUGUAUGUCAUCUUGCUCAUGGCGGUGUACUGGUGCACAGAGGCCCUGCCCCUGUCUGUGACAGCUCUUCUGCCCAUCGUCCUCUUCCCCUUCAUGGGCAUCCUACCCUCCAGCAAGGUCUGUCCCCAGUACUUCCUUGAUACCAACUUCCUCUUCCUCAGCGGGCUGAUCAUGGCCAGCGCCAUCGAGGAAUGGAACCUGCACCGGAGAAUCGCCCUCAAGGUCCUUAUGCUGGUUGGGGUCCAGCCUGCCAGGCUCAUCCUAGGGAUGAUGGUGACCACUUCGUUCCUGUCUAUGUGGCUGAGCAACACGGCUUCCACCGCCAUGAUGCUGCCCAUCGCCAGCGCUAUCCUCAAGAGCCUCUUUGGCCAGCGUGAAGCUCGGAAGGACCCUCACCAGGAAGGCGAUGAGAGCGCAGCUGCUGUGCGGGGAAAUGGACUUCGAACAGUGCCCACGGAGAUGCAGUUUCUCGCCAGUUCAGAAGGAGGCCACCUGGAGGAUGCAGAGGCUCCGCUGGAGCUGCCCGAGGAUUCCAAGGAAGAAGAACACCGCAGAAACAUCUGGAAGGGCUUCCUCAUCUCCAUUCCCUAUUCAGCCAGUAUCGGGGGCACCGCCACCCUCACAGGCACAGCCCCCAACCUCAUCCUGCUCGGUCAGCUCAAGAGUUUCUUCCCACAGUGUGAUGUGGUAAAUUUUGGCUCCUGGUUCAUCUUCGCCUUCCCUCUCAUGCUGCUGUUCCUACUGGUGGGCUGGCUCUGGAUCUCCUUCCUCUAUGGCGGAAUGAGUUGGAGGGGCUGGAGGAAGAAGAAAUCUAAGAUAAGAGCUGAUGCAGAGGAUAAGGCUAAAGCCGUGAUUCGGGAAGAGUUCCAGAACCUGGGGCCCAUCAGGUUUGCUGAACAGGCUGUCUUCAUCUUGUUCUGCACAUUUGCCAUUCUCCUCUUCUCCCGCGACCCGAAGUUCAUCCCUGGCUGGGCCAGCCUCUUCGCACCUGGCUUUGUUUCGGACGCUGUCACCGGUGUGGCCAUUGUCAUCAUCUUGUUCUUCUUUCCAUCCCAGAAGCCCUCACUCAAGUGGUGGUUUGACUUCAAAGCUCCCAACUCGGAGACUGAGCCCCUGCUGAGCUGGAAGAAAGCCCAGGAGACAGUGCCCUGGAAUAUCAUCCUUCUUCUGGGAGGUGGCUUCGCCAUGGCCAAAGGCUGCGAGGAGUCGGGGUUGUCAAUGUGGAUCGGUGGGCAGCUGCACCCCCUGGAGCACGUGCCCCCAGUGCUGGCUGUGCUACUCAUCACUGUGGUCAUCGCCUUCUUCACAGAGUUCGCCAGCAACACCGCCACCAUCAUCAUCUUCCUGCCAGUCCUGGCAGAGCUGGCCAUCCGCCUGCAUGUGCACCCCUUGUACCUGAUGAUUCCAGGCACGGUCGGCUGCUCCUAUGCCUUCAUGCUGCCCGUCUCGACACCCCCAAACUCUAUUGCCUUCUCCACUGGACACUUGCUGGUCAAAGACAUGGUGCGGACUGGCCUCCUGAUGAACCUGAUGGGCGUCCUGCUGCUCAGCCUGGCCAUGAACACCUGGGCACAGACCAUCUUCCAGCUGGGCACCUUCCCAGACUGGGCCAACACCCACGCUGCCAACGUCACCGCGAUGCCACCCACCUUGACCAACAACACGGUUCAAGCCCUCUGAGCCCUGCUGGGGACUUCCAAUUAGGCUGGGCCUUCCCUGAGGGUUGUUGCUGUCACUUGCUGCUAGGACCCUUAUAUGCUGACCAAGCAAUUCUUUUCUGUAAUCUGAUAGGAGGCAGCAAGCAAGGAUGACCUCCAGUGGUCCACUUGGGGCCACAGGCUCACUUCCUGCAAUGCCUUCUCUUUCUUUUUCAUGCAUUUCAAAGCCAGCUAUCUCUUGCAUCUGCUGCCUGCAGAACAGGCUCCCCCCCC